AUGACUCGUGAGGUCAUCUCAAUUCAUGUUGGUCAAGCUGGAGUGCAAAUCGGAAAUGCAUGCUGGGAGCUGUAUUGCCUGGAACAUGGAAUACAGCCUGAUGGUCGCAUGCCAUCCGACAAGCAGACGCAGGUUUUCGCGCGCCGACAACAUUCCGACACAGUGACUGAGCAUGCCCUUCAGGAUGAUACCUCCUUUUCCACAUUUUUCUCGGAAACUGGAGCUGGCCGCCAUGUUCCACGAGCUAUAAUGGUUGAUUUAGAGCCCACAGUAAUUGAUGAAAUCCGGACUGGCACAUAUAAGCAGUUGUUCCAUCCUGAACAGCUCAUCACUGGGAAGGAAGAUGCCGCUAACAACUAUGCAAGAGGUCACUACACUAUAGGCAAAGAAAUUAUCGACUUAGUGCUGGACCGAGUUCGCCGUCUGGCAGAUAACUGCUCGGGAUUACAAGGAUUUCUUAUUUUCCACUCCUUCGGUGGAGGUACCGGAUCGGGCUUCACAUCACUGCUGAUGGAACGCUUAUCCGUCGAUUACGGAAAGAAGAGCAAACUUGAGUUUUCUAUCUACCCAGCCCCACAGGUCUCAACCGCUGUCGUAGAACCUUACAAUUCAAUUCUGACCACCCACACCACACUAGAGCAUUCUGACUGCGCUUUUAUGGUUGACAACGAGGCCAUUUACGAUAUUUGUCGUCGCAAUCUGGAUGUAGAGCGACCUAGCUAUACUAACCUCAAUCGACUCAUAUCACAGGUGGUGUCUUCCAUCACUGCCUCGCUGAGGUUUGAUGGGGCCUUAAACGUAGAUCUAACUGAAUUCCAAACCAACCUUGUUCCGUACCCUCGAAUACACUUCCCUCUGGCGACUUAUUCACCCGUCAUAUCCUCAGAAAAGGCUUACCACGAGACAUUAUCUGUUGCUGACAUAACGAAUAUGUGUUUCGAACCUGCGAAUCAGAUGGUUAAAUGCGAUCCUCGUCACGGAAAAUACAUGGCUGUCUGUCUUUUGUACAGAGGUGAUGUUGUACCCAAAGAUGUGAAUGCUUCAAUCGCAGCUAUCAAGACAAAGCGUUCCAUUCAGUUUGUGGAUUGGUGCCCUACAGGAUUUAAAGUAAGUUUAAUAUCUAAUAAAGUGCCUGUGUUGAAGUCCGACUGGAGUAUAUCUACUCAGCAUUCAAUUACUUGGGCUCGCCUGGACCGCAAGUUUGACCUUAUGUACGCAAAGCGUGCUUUCGUGCACUGGUAUGUGGGAGAGGGUAUGGAAGAGGGAGAGUUCAGUGAGGCACGGGAGGAUCUCGCUGCUCUUGAGAAGGACUACGAAGAAGUUGGUAUUGACUCUGUAGAUGGCGAAGGGGGUGACGAUGUGGACGAAUAUUGA
Messenger RNA from Strongylus vulgaris, 1374 nucleotides. The record is from the annotation of a GenBank genome assembly. Lineage: Eukaryota; Metazoa; Nematoda; Chromadorea; Rhabditida; Strongylidae.